AAUAUUAUUCAGCAGCAUGUUCUUGACCACGGGAGGGCGUUGGACGGGAACUCGAGCUCACCUUCGAUGCUGUAUAUGAAUCCCUCAUUCGUUCCCCUGUUCCAGUUGACUGGUAGCAGGUCGCGUAGGACUGUUGUGAGCGAGGUCGAUGCGGACUGAGCGCAUCAUGGCGGGACACAGCAGAGCGGCGGCGUCGCUGCUGCUCGUCUACUUCCUGACAGGAUGGACCCACUGCUUACAGAUCCUCUCUGCUUCACCACUCAAGGAGAAAGCUGUCGGUGACAGUGUAAGGUUGGAUUGCCAGUUCACAGUGGACACUACCGACAUUGGUCCAUUGGACAUCGAAUGGUCACGGACACCCCCUGAUCCAACGUCUUCCCCGAUCAUUAUCAUUGACUAUUCUGGAGACAGGGCCUACGAAACCCGCGUUGAGGACAUGAAAGGUCGUGUGCACUUCAGUUCACCAGAUCCCAAAAAUGGUGACGCAUCCAUCAACAUCACACGGCUAAGGUCCAGCGAUUCCGGAAUGUACCACUGCAAGGUGAAGAAGUCUCCCGGUUCAAAGACCAAGCCAGUGAGGCUACAAGUUUCAAUGAAACCAUCACCUCCAACCUGUUAUGUGGACGGGAGCCAAGAGGUUGGAAAGGAUGCAGUGCUGAAAUGUUUAAGCGAGGGCACCCCUCCCAUCACAUACACCUGGAGCAAGCAAGGAUCUGCGCACCUUCUCCCUUCCACAGCAGUCGCAGAUGUAUCAGCUGGGACACUGAAAGUGCUGAACGCCUCAAUGGAUUACUCUGGUGACUAUAAGUGCACCGCGAAGAACAGAGUAGGAAGUUCGGAAUGCGUCAUCAGAUUUUCUGUGUCGUCCUCCUCAGACAACGGUGGGAAGAUAGCAGGAACCAUUAUUGGAGUUUUGCUCGCUUUACUGUUGAUUGCCUUUGUCGUCUGGUUCAUCCUUCGGAGGAAGAAGAAGACUACUUAUGAGAAGGAGCAGCCUUUCGAAAUACGGGAAGACGUUCCUCCCCCAAAGAGCCGGGUUUCCACAGCUCGCAGUUACACAGUGGGCUCCCAGCGUUCGUCUCUGGGCUCAAUGUCUCCCUCGAACAUGGAGCCUUACAAGUCCCACUACGACCGACUGGCCACUGAGGAGCUCGAGCGCCCCGCAGCUCAGAGCCCACAGUUGACUCCAUCGUACAAGGUAGCCGCUCCGAGUCUGAACCGAAUGGGGGCUGUCCCAGUUAUGAUUCCAGCACAGCGCCGUGAUGGUUCCAUUGUGUAGCAACUGACACCCCGUUUUCCCACCCACUAAGCCCCAAACCACCCCCCCACACCUCACCCAAAAUAAAUCCAGUAACACUAGUUGCCUUUUCCAGACUCUGAAUUACAAAGGAAGCUUCUAAUUACGAAUUCUGCUGUUUCACCAGACCAACACGCAAAUGUUCUACAAGUCCACGUGUUCAGAAAGAGUCUGGUUUAAAUCUUAAUUCUGUUUAAAUGGACAAGAGUUUUCUGUAGUUUUUUUUUGUAAAAAGAUUGUCUUCUUCCUGAACUAGUCGGGUGUACAAUCCCGAAUCUGAACGCCCUUCUGUGGAUCUGUCAUGAAAAGCUUGGGAUUCGACAUAGGGGAGAGGGGAGUGAACUCCUGGAAAUCCUAAACAUCGCCAUCAACCGCGUUACAGUGCACUUACUUCAGUCUCGGGCAAGAUCUAGUUCAUUGACAGAGUCAUAGGGUGCUGCAGCACGGUCAGGUUCUUUGGCCCAUCUAAUAUAAUGCUAAUAUAACCUUCUGCCUCAUGCCAUCCACUUGUAUCUGGACCACAUCACUCCAAACCCUCCCUCCACAUACCCAUCCAAGCUUCUCUGAACUGGUGCAAUUGAACCCCCAUCUGCCACUUCCACUGGCAGCUCAUUCUACACUCACAUCAUCCUCUGAAGAAGUUGCCUCUCAGAUUCUCCUUAUAAAUAUUUCACCUUUCACCCCAAACCUAUGACCUCUAGUUCCAGUCUUACCCAACCUGAAGGGACAACAGCUGCAAGUAUUCACCCUUUCUAUACCUCUCAUCAUUUUGUAUACCUCCAUAACUGGGGUUCCCAAUCUUUUUUUUUAUGCCAUGGACCCCUACUGUUAUCUGAGUGGCCCAUGGACCCCAGGUUGGGAACUUCUGCUCUGUAAGAUCACCCUUCAUUCUCCCAUGCUCCACGGAAUCAGGUUGUAACCUAUUCAUCCUCUCCCUGUAAGGCAGGUCCUCAAGACCCAACAAUACCCAUUUAAAUUUUUUGUGCACUCUUUCAAUUUCAUUGACAUCUUUCCUGCAGAUAGGUGACCAGAGCUGCACACAAUACUCCACAUUCUGCCUCACCAGGUUCUUGCACAACUUCAACAUAACAUCCCAACUCCAGUACACAUUGCCCUGAUUUCCAAAGACCAAUGUACUAAAAGCUUUCAUUAUGACCCUAUCUACCUGUGAAGCCAUUUUCAGGGAAUGUUGGGAAUGUUGGAUCUGUGUGGACCUCUUUGUUCUACAGUACAUCUUAAAGACCGACCAUUCACUGUGUAAUUCCUAUCCUGACUUGUCCAACUCCUCACACUUGUCUGCAUUUGUUAUUUUUUAGCCCAUUUUCCCAGCUGAUCAAGAUCACCCUUUGUUAGUCUUCCUGUCUGUGCGCUCUGGCCAACUACGCCCACUACAGUAGUAGGUCAAGCUCCCCUGAAGUUUGCCCUGUGCUGGCAGUCAGGCAAUCACAAGGGGCAAAUGUUGCUCCAUAUGUGGUAGAUAUACCACUAUGCCUCCAGUACGUAGAGUCAUCGAAAAGUCCAGUACAAAACCAGGCCGUUCAGCCCACUGAGUCUGUACGGUGCCAUUUAAUCAUACUUUAAUCACACAUCCUUUAUUAUACCACAUAAUAAGCUCCCAGAAUAAUCAAAUGUUACCAUUAUGCUGUGUAUAGGUGUAUAGCGAUUGUUAUUAUUGAAUCAAAGAGAUGUUACUAAAGGCCAUUCUUUGACACCAUGCUAGCUCCUAGCUAGUUCGAUUCUUCCACUCUUUUCUCACUAUAGUACGAAUUACUCCCUCUCAAGCAUGUAUCCAUUUUUAUUUUAAAGACUGUGGGUUUUCCUACAAGCAGUGAAUUACAACCCCCAACAAAAAAAAAGCACAUCACAUGUCCUUGAUCAAAAUGUAAAACCUUUUCCACUUCUCCCUGUAAUGUCCACCAAUGGGAACAGUUUUCCUCUCUUCCACAUCUUGGUCAGUCUUUUGUGCUUCCAUCAAAUCCCAUUUUCUCAAGGGUGAACCUUGCAGUUUAAAUCCUUCAUCCUUGGAGAUACUCCAACACAUCUCCCGGCACCUCUCUGUGGCCUGAAUAUCCUCCCAAACAUGCAUUGACAGGAAUUGGUUCCAUUGCACCAGGCUUUGGAGGCCCAUUGCUGUUCAUUGUGGCCCCAGCACCCACUAUGCUGUGUAUUUAGGAAAGCCCUAACUUUCUGGUCAGGUUGACUCAGACAUUGCCCAUCUUCUGAUAUCACAGUGGUAUUGUACCUUUGCCCCAGUUAGAAAAUGAAGUACUUUGUGAUUUUUAGAUCUAUUUGACUUUGCAUUGUUGCACCCAUUCUAGAAGUUUAUUUUUGUAUUAUUAUAUUUCAACAUUGCAUAAUUCAAUGUGCAAAGAAAGCUGCUCAAAGACAAGGCAGUGUCAUCCUCCCACUCAAGGUUUUCACAACCAAAGAUUCAGUGCAGGAAUAGCAGACGCAAAGUUCUCCUCAUUUGUAGUUCCGUACCGUACAGAGCUGCAGCAGGCCAACUAGGACUCCCAAAUUCAGACCUGGGCUUCUGCAGUCUAGGGCAAAGGAAAGUGAAACAGAAAAAUGUUGUUUCUUUUGGAUAAUCCCUCAGCGCAGGGCACCCACUGUCUUUACCUGGUGUGGACCAUGUGUGGCUUCAUCAGUGUGGUCGAUACUCAGAAACACCCAACCAUCCUCAAAAAUGAGCUCUAAUGACAAGAAAUAUUUGGCACAGGGGAGGACAAACAUCUGAAAUCUGACAGGUUGCAACUCUUGAUCUUCCAUUGAAACAAAAAGUUUUUAUUUGCUCUUAUACAAACUCAUCAACCCUGGUCUUCCCUGUAAGAUUGUGUGCUUCCUUUGAGAGGAACUUGGAAGUACAAGGUGUAGAACAACAGCAAACAAUUCUUUGGCCGUGCCUCAUUAGAGAUCUCAAGCAAAGUUUGGUAAUUUAUCAUGGAUUAAGAUUAUUAUGUAAAUUUUUGUUGUAAGUUUUAAUGUUAUAAGUCAGUUGUGGAAAACUGACUUGUUGGAUUUUUAUGCUCAUUUUGUUUAACAUGGUACUUAAAAGCAGUAUCCAGCUUGAAGGAUCUGAUACUGGAGCGUGUAGCUGAGCAGAUUCUCAAUGCCCUACAUAUUGCUUGUGUGUAUACAUAGCUAAUUUAUGAUUUGUACUUGAAUAAUGUGCAGAUCCCAGGCCUGACCCUUACUUAGCCAUUGUGCAGUGGGCUUGGAUCCAAAGUUCUUUGCAUUUGCUCGUCUGUUUUUGAUGUGUAUCUUUUUUCUAUUUUGAUGCAUUACAGUGUGACAUAAUUUGAACACUACAAUAUGUUGUAUAUCACCAACAAGGAGGCCACAACCACCCUGAACUCUUGACACUCUACAUCGCAACAGGAGUGCUGGGUUUGGAAACAUCCUCUCGAGUGCAUGGGCUAAUAGAAGGUGGGGCAGGGUGGAGUUGGGUGGGUCGCAGUGGUCAAUACUGGCGAGUAUAAAGCUGGGUGCAAGUCCUGAUUACUGCCUGAUUGGCAUCUGUAGGAGGGACCUCUCGUCAUAUGUGCAGUUCAAAGCCCUGGUUCGGUGGGAGGAGUGGAUUCAGAUCUAGGUAUUGGUCCCUAUCACCAAAGGACACAAGGUAGCUAGAGUGUUAGCAGUUAGGAUAGUGAGCCGCGCCUUUCAUUUUGGUUUUGAGUUGGUGAAGUGGGUGGAUGAUUAAUGUGUGGAGAGGGGAAAGUGGACCUCUGCCUGGAGGGACUCUGCUUCCUAUCCUCAGAUGUAAACAGAAUAUAGAUAAACAGAAAUGUGGUAUGGAGAUUCCCAUUAUUACAUUUACUGGCAGUUCUGACUGAGUGAGUGGAGAUGCUGCCUUUUACUGUUACGUAUGAUCCGAGGUCAUGCGCUGCAGAUAUUUAUUAGGGAACUUGUUUGCCAAGUUGUCACUAGGCCCCAUAAUUGUGACAUGGAUUUUGAUAUAAGCCAGAUUCUCCCAGCUGCAUUCAGAGCAAAAAUCCUUCCUUUGGAGAAACUGUUUAUUUCAGACUCUUGCUCAAGAUGCAAAUAUCUCUGUGCAAAUUAAUUAACUCCUGUUGCAUCCAAGGCAAGAGAGAGAGAGGGUGUGAGUGUGAAAAUAAGAGAGAGAACCCACUGACAUGAGGCAGUGCACUAUUAGCUUGGUUGUGUGAACAGAAUCUGGGAUAAAACAAAUAAAAAUUUGAAAUACUCAGCAGACCGGACACUAAAAUGCAGGGUUAGCAUUUUGCAUGUGGAACUGAUAAAGUGUCUUCUCCCUGCAACAUUAACUCUGUUCCCCAUUGACAGGUGCUGCCUGACCAGCUGAGUAUUUACAGUAUCUUUUUGUUGACAGAUUUCUAACAUGUUAAAUGCCAAGCCAAGCCUCUGAUUUUCCAGUCAGAUUUCACAAUGUUGUAGUGUUUAAGUAAAGGGGUGGUGGAAGGCAGGAGCAAGUAACUGGCAAGGCAUGUUGGUCCAAGAUGGAAGGUGAGGGACAAUAUUGGGGCAAGAGGAGAAGUAGAGUCUAGGUCUGGAGGAGGAAGAGGCUGAUGUGACUGGGUGUAGGAUGCUAGAAAAGUACUUCGGGUCAAGGUGAGGCUCUGCUCAUUUCACACUCACAUUCAUUCAGGAAUGGGGACUCUGGAGCCAUUGCCCUUGGAGGAGAGAAGAUAACAGAGUCAGGUCUAAGAACUCCUAAGUUGUGGACCUUUAGGAGAAGCAGGCAGCCCUCAGGGAGGAGGGCCAGUGAUCAGAGGUCAUCAGUUUGAACAUGAAGGGAAUCAUGCAAAGGUGGUUACAUUCUGUAAACAGCUAUCCGGGCAGUGGGCUGUAAUCAGACUAACUAGUCAAGGGGCCUGCUCAAAGGGCUUCUGAAGAUUUUCAGGAUUCCGAGAUGGAAUUCUGUUUCCCAGUUUUGGUCGGUGGCCUGGACAAAUAACGAAUUUCCAACUAAUUCCCAUUCCUCAGAAAGCCUGGGAGGACAAUCCUGUCUGUCAAGGCAGUUUGCUUUGGAUAUGUAAGCACUGAUGAGGCAUGGCUGUUGCCUGCUCAGAUAAACAGAGACCUUGCUCAAAUGCGGUAUAGACUGAGUGUGGGCCACGAAGAUGUUAGUGACCUCUUCACAUGCUCACAGCUGGCCGCAUGCAAAGCGUUCCACACAGCUGCAACAUGGCUUUCUGGCUCAUACUCAGUGCGCUGAUCUCAGAAACCAAGCCUGUUGAAUGCCUUCUUCACCACUUUGCGUGGCCACUUUCAGGGAGGGCUCGGCUUGCACCCCUUGCUACUUCAGUGCUCCCAAGGGUCAUAGAGCACUACAGUACAGGACAGGCCCUUUGGCCCAUCUAAUCUGUGCUGAACUAUUAUUCUACUUAGUCCCACAACCCACGACUGGCCCAUAGCUCCCCAUACACCUCUCAUUCAUGAAUCUAUCCAAAUUUCUCUUAAAUCUAACGUGCAUCCACCCACUGGCAACUUAUUCCACACUCUUACCAUCCUCUGAGUGAAGAUGAUCUCCUUAUGUUCCCCGAACAUUUCACCUUUCACCCUUAAUCCUCGAGUUUGAAGUGGGAAAGGUUGCAUUGCUCUGAGUAGUGAAUAUUUAUUUCUGUUAGAAAGUUUGAACAGAUAUUGAGCAGAUCAAAAGGAAUUGUAACUUAGCUGGGUCAGAGACUUGUGUGUGGUUACCAAGGAAUGACGUUUAGUGGCCCUGAAAAAGACAGCAGGCAAGAAUGGGCUCAAGUAUGCAGGAAACCAGCUUUAUAAAUGUGCAGAACCUUCUUUAAACUGACCCUAGGCCAAGAUAUAAGCUUCUGACUGGAUACUUGAGCUGUUAACCCAAAACGUCUGCACUGAUCUCGAUACCACCUCUGUUGUACUUUGUGCUGGUGUGUAUUUUAUUUAGUUAAUCAAUGCUUUAUCCUGUCAAUGGUUAAAUGUGAAAUCUGAAUAAAGGUUUUGAGAAUAUCUAGA
This is a messenger RNA of Mobula hypostoma (lesser devil ray), 7261 nucleotides long. It is a transcript of the gene cxadr, whose product is annotated as CXADR Ig-like cell adhesion molecule. The record is from RefSeq and is a predicted model, not a curated record. Gene Ontology annotation, molecular function: cell adhesion molecule binding. The transcript is spliced from 7 exons. Lineage: Eukaryota; Metazoa; Chordata; Chondrichthyes; Myliobatiformes; Myliobatidae. Bases 149 to 1279 code for a protein of 376 amino acids. Gene Ontology annotation, cellular component: basolateral plasma membrane; bicellular tight junction; intercalated disc. Gene Ontology annotation, biological process: homotypic cell-cell adhesion.